GCAAUCAUCAGUCUCUUUCCCUUCAUGUUCAUUCAUCUCCUUUCCGCCUCUGCUUCGAGUGUUCUUUCGUAUAUUCACCUUCCCACUUAGCGCCUAUGAAGUUCUCUCUAAUGCCGGUGGCCGCUGCCACCUUGUUUCUGGCAACUGUUCAGUCCUAUACCAUUGAUCGAGAGAGUUGUGCAAAACACUACGAUCUUGUACAGGAAAUGGUGGAUGGUGCGUGGGUUCGAGCCAACGCUGCCUUGGUUCGAGCUCAAGCAGAUCCACAUGACGCCGAUACGGAGCGACUGCUGAGAAACAUAUUCGAUGCCGAAGGCGAUGAGGCAAGGAGAAUUGUCCUCGAGAGAAUUGAAAGGAGUACCGUGAAUGGUAACCAGGAUUUCGGUAUCUUCCAAUUCGAAGAGAAGAAAGACAUCGCGCGCGACCGGUACAAGGUAGACUUGUUCAGAAACGAUGUGGUCAUCUUUUGCAAUACAGAUCGAUACAAGCGCUUCUCAAAGGAUCCAGAAGCAAAGUUUGGAGUAUUGUUUGACGAGGUUUUGGAAGAAGCGGUCGGCAUGACCGACGGGUGUGGCGCUGCAUUUGCCUGGACACUUCCAUACAGAAGAUACAACGUUAUUCAGCUCUGCGACUGGUUCCUCACCUACGCGGCGAAUAAGAAAUAUAAGACGAUAACAGAUCUGACGUCGAUCAAAGGAAAUCUUGCGGCUGCAGGUGCAGACAAACUCAUCACCAAGGCUCUCUACACGCCGAUUGACCUCAUUCAGCUGUGGGACAAAGUUAUGUACCACGAAUUUUUCCAUACUACUGCUGGCAAGAACGCGGAGGACUAUGGUGGCUUUGGUGGCUAUGGUUGGAAGAACGUCAAGAAGCUCGCAAAGAAGAACAAGGAGCAGGCGGCGAACAAUGCUGACUCUCAUGCCUUGGUCGGCGCUGCAUCCUGGCUUAUGGAAGAAGGAUAUGCUGUCGGGGAUGACGGAAAGAUAACCAAGAUGGAGUAG
Molecule: messenger RNA, 1001 nt
Organism: Aureobasidium subglaciale EXF-2481
Lineage: Eukaryota; Fungi; Ascomycota; Dothideomycetes; Dothideales; Saccotheciaceae
Exons: 2
Coding region: 96-1001 (301 amino acids)
Molecular function (GO): metalloendopeptidase activity
Source: RefSeq, a predicted model, not a curated record